Melopsittacus undulatus (budgerigar) is the source of this 2925-nucleotide messenger RNA. RefSeq names its product solute carrier family 16 member 6 (gene SLC16A6). Gene Ontology annotation, biological process: transmembrane transport; monocarboxylic acid transport. Lineage: Eukaryota; Metazoa; Chordata; Aves; Psittaciformes; Psittaculidae. Gene Ontology annotation, molecular function: monocarboxylic acid transmembrane transporter activity. Gene Ontology annotation, cellular component: plasma membrane. The coding region runs from base 129 to 1736 and encodes 535 amino acids. The transcript has 6 exons. The record is from RefSeq and is a predicted model, not a curated record.
CCGCGGGCAGCGGGAGCAGCAGCGGCCGCAGGCCGGCGGGCAGCGGGGUCCCCUCCUCUCGCCGCCCGCCCGCCCGGGCCAUGGGCAGCCCCUGACCCCGCCGCAGCACCCAGCGCCAACGAUCAAAAAUGACUGUCAAAGCUGUAAAAAUGGGGUGCACAGCCCCAAAUGUCUAUUCUAAAGUGCCUGACGGAGGAUGGGGUUGGACAGUUGCUUUUGCUUUCUUCUUUGUGGAAGCUCUCACGUACGGCAUUAUAAAAUCAUUCGGUGUCUUCUUCAAUGACCUGAUGGAAAGCUUUGAUGAAACCAACAGCAGGAUAUCCUGGAUAAUAUCCAUCUGUGUGUUUGUGCAGACCUUCACAGCUCCUCUGUCAACGGUCCUCAGCAAUCGCUUCGGUCACCGCUUGGUGGUGAUGGCCGGGGGGGUGCUGAUCAGCACCGGUAUGGUCAUUGCCUCCUUCGCCCGCUCCGUUGUGGACAUGUACAUCACCAUCGGCGUCAUCUCUGGCCUCGGAUACUGCCUCUCUUUCCUCCCGACUGUCACCAUUUUAUCACAGUAUUUUGACAAAAGGCGUUCGCUGGUCACAGCAGUGGCAUCCACAGGGGAAUGUUUUGCUGUCUUCUCCUUCGCACCAGCAAUUACUGCUCUGAAGGAGCAGAUAGGCUGGAGAUACAGCCUCCUUUCUGUCGGGGUGCUGCAGCUGAGCAUCGUCAUCUGCGGGUCUCUCCUGCGACCCAUCAUCAUCCAAGAGCAAGAAGAAGUGAAAGCGCAGCCUCCAGAAGAGCCCACGGAGACCAAGUACAUGCUUGAAAACGAGCAAACACGCACCUCAAUAGAGUCCAUAGACUCAGGAGUUGAAAUAACUACCUCACCCAGCAAUGUGCCUGGAAAAACCAAAGCAGAGCCGAAAAGUGAAGAACCAAAGGAACACGUGCAGAUACUUGCUGAAAAUAACAGCACCCCUCCAGAACCAAAAACCAAACUACUGGACUUUUCUGUGAUGAGAGACUAUAGCUUUAUCUGUUAUGCAUUCUUUGGCCUGUUUGCUACCCUGGGCUUCUUCGCUCCUUCCCUCUACAUCAUCCCCUUGAGUCUCAGCCUUGGUAUCGGCAAAGACCACUCUGCAUACAUACUGUCAGCCAUGGCGAUUGCAGAGGUCUUUGGAAGAAUCUCAGCGGGCUGGGUCCUCAACAAGAAGCCCAUCCGCAAGAUCUACAUCGAGCUCAUCUGCGUUGUCCUGCUGUCUGUAGCGUUGUUUGCCUUCCCUUUUGCCUCCGAGUUCUGGGGCUUGAUGACAUGUAGCAUAUUCUUCGGGUUCAUGCUCGGAACGGUAGCGGGCACACAUAUUCCCCUCCUGGCAGAAGACGACGUGGUGGGCAUCGAGAAGAUGUCUUCUGCGGCUGGUGUCUAUGUCUUUAUUCAGAGCUUAGCUGGGUUGGCUGGACCACCCCUUGCAGGUGUCAUAGUGGAUACGACACAGAACUACAGCUCAGCCUUUUACUCCUGUGCUGCUGGCAUGGUCCUGGGCGCCGUGUUCCUGUCCCUGGUGAGACCGUGCAAGGUUGGGCUGUGCCACUGCUCACAGCAGGGCACGGAGGAGAGCGCGGUGGGGGCUGCGCCAGACUUACCUGAUGACUUUAUAGACAUGGAUAUUGGAAGAGGUGAAAAUUCGGGAAAAGGGGAAAAUUCAGGAAAAGGGGAAAAUUCAGGAAAAGGCUCUGACAAAGUGGUAUAAACCCCCCCACACACCCGGUUCCUUCUCCAUCUCAAUCUGCCCGGCGCCAGACUGGGGAAGAUGUCAGCUCUGCUCCACGUUUUAAAGCUCCAUUCUAAAGGGAAUGUGAAAUUUUAAAUGUGAACAGUUGCUACCGACAACUUCUUUUUGUUUUAAUGAUUAGGAAGAACUCUUUUAACCAACAAUGGAAAGCUCCAUAGAAAAUACGGAUAGCCACAUCCAAUAACUUGUGUCUAGCAUGAAGAUGUGAUGCACACUCCCGCUUUCCUGUUAACAAGCAUAGGUAAAGGUUCAACUGACCCCAGAGAAACUGAGAACAACAGCCGAAGCAGCUCAGCCUCUGACUGUCCUCAGCCAUUCCCUACCACAGAUUCCAAGCAAAUACGACACCGACGGCAUGAACUGGAGACAAGCGUUUCAUACACCACCAGUAGCCAAGUCAAUCUUCUAGGAGAGUAAGGACUCAUGUUUUCGGUUGGAGGAGGCUAGGCUAGAUAGCUGACCUAGUAGAAACCAUUGUCAAUGUUCUUAACUUGAACGUCACACAUGCUGGGAAAUCAGAGGCUCCGUAUGUCUUUAUGGCCAGUUAUUACUGCACAUCUUAAUCACAAGAUAAUUUUUCUUCUCCUGAUUGGUAUCCUUAGAACUGUUUUUUCCCUGUUGAUAGCCAGCUCUGAUGUACUGUUUCUAAUUUAAUUAGUAUUUAUUAAUUUAUUCUAAGAUUGCUAAAGGAGGUUAGCUUAAAUAUGGGGAGAGGAAAAAUCAUCUUCUGCAGAUCGGAAAGCUGUCUUUACAUCACCCUCUUCAACACCUAUCUUGUAUUGCUAGCUUGUGAAAUUGUUGGGAACCUUACAGCAUAGAGUGUAGCUGUUUUGAAUAGGUAGGUCUUAGGUAACCCAGUUCUUAUUUAGAAAGGAAGAAAAAACCCCAACCCAAUAAUAAACCACAGAUCCAGCAUCUCUUUCCGUCAGGCCUCAGCUGGUGUCACUGGACCUAGCUCUGCUGCUGUCACCAGCCCACCCCACAGGGAGGGUUGGGCUCAGUAUGUCUUAAUGGACCCAAAACCUUCGCUUACACGUGCACAAGGAAAUCUCUGCCACAUCACAAAUGAAUGUGGAACAUCCCCUUCAUACCCAGCCCCUGCAGUCUGUUCCCCACAUUGCCAGUCAUGGGGCACGUGCCCCCUGCU